Messenger RNA from Glossina fuscipes, 449 nucleotides. RefSeq lists its product as uncharacterized. Bases 1 to 426 code for a protein of 141 amino acids. Lineage: Eukaryota; Metazoa; Arthropoda; Insecta; Diptera; Glossinidae. The transcript is spliced from 6 exons. The record is from RefSeq and is a predicted model, not a curated record.
AUGCAUCUAAUGAAUACACCGUGUUCAGUUGAAGGCGUUGUAGCGCCCACGAAUCAUGUAGCCACAAUAGAAAUGGGAACUAACGUUGUAGGAGGUGUCAGCCGCACACCGAACGCUUUAUUGGAUGCCAGUCAUGUUUAUUACGAAUGGGAAUUUUGGCUACACUUUAUCAAUUGGGAAGUGGAGAAUGGAUAUCGUGCCUCAAAAGAACAAAAUAAAGAAGGAACGUCGCGCCGUCGCCCAUCUUUCAUAAGCCAUCAAGGUUCACUAUAUGUCAAGAUUAAAAAACCAGUGCAGGUUCACUAUUGCUUCAGUACAAUGAAAGACUGCCAUAGGCCAAACGAUCAAGAUGUUAAUAACAGCCGCACAGCAGCUAUGCUUUUUACGGGUUUAUGUAUUAUGUACCUUUUUAAUUUAAGUUUAUAAUAGUGUAGGCCUAUAGGGGAGUC